This is a messenger RNA of Loa loa (African eye worm), 3311 nucleotides long. Its product is annotated as dnaK protein. The record is from RefSeq and is a predicted model, not a curated record. The transcript has 20 exons. Gene Ontology annotation, molecular function: ATP-dependent protein folding chaperone; ATP binding. Bases 44 to 2857 code for a protein of 937 amino acids. Gene Ontology annotation, biological process: negative regulation of hypoxia-induced intrinsic apoptotic signaling pathway; cellular response to hypoxia; endoplasmic reticulum unfolded protein response. Gene Ontology annotation, cellular component: endoplasmic reticulum chaperone complex. Lineage: Eukaryota; Metazoa; Nematoda; Chromadorea; Rhabditida; Onchocercidae.
CAUUUUUUAGAUAGUUUCAUAUUUGUCGAGCUGAUUAACGGCAAUGAACUACAAAUGUAUAUCUCUUUGUUUAGCAUUUGUCAUCAGCACACUUUUUAUUUCACUAUCGGAUGCAUCACUUGCUGCUAUGUCCAUAGAUUUUGGUUCUCAGUGGAUCAAAAUGGCUUUGGUGAAACCAGGUAUGCCAAUGGAAAUGGUUUUGAAUGAAGAAGCACGUAGGAAAACGCCAAACCUAAUCAUUAUUAAGGAUAAUGAACGUCUGUUUGGUGACGCGGCACUGGCCUAUUCAGUUAAAUAUUCAAAGAAUUCUUUUACUCAUUUGAUGGAUCUUUUGGGCAAGAAAAUGGACAAUCCAGUUGUUUUACUUUACAAACAACGAUUCCCGCAUCUAAAAUUCAUUGUGGAUGGUGCCAGAAACGUUGUACAAUUCGAUGUAGGUGGCGAGAUCUACAGUAUUGAGUCUAUAGUGGCAAUGAUUUUGAGACGAUGUCGGGAAUUGGUUGAGAAUUUUGCGAAACAACCUGUUAGAGAUGUGGUUAUUACAGUUCCAGUGUUUUUCAAUCAGGCAGAACGACGUGCUCUGGUUGCAGCAGCUGAAAUCGCCGAACUGAAUUUACUGCAAUUGCUGAAUGAUCAUACUGCUGCUGGUCUAAACUAUGCUGCAUUUCGAAGAAAAGAAAUCACGGAAAGUGUACAAACUUUAUUAAUUUAUGACGUCGGAGCAACAAAAGUUACUGCUUCAGUGUUAGAAUAUGUAUUAGUGGACGAAAAGAAGCGAGAUGAAAAGAAUCCAGUUAUGACGACACUGGGAGUUGGCUAUAACCGCAUGGUUGGUGGCUUUGAGAUUACGCAGAGGCUGCGAGAUAUCUUUGUGAAUAACUUUCGUAAAACGAAAAAGACCGAAAUUGAUAUAACGAAAAAUCCACGCUCUAUGGCAAAAAUGUUGCAAGAGGCAGAGCGUGUCAAAAUUGUGCUUUCGGCAAACGUUAAUUUUACUGCGCAGAUUGAGAAUCUCCACGAAGAACAUGAUUUUACGAUGCCAGUGACCAGAACAAUGCUGGAAGAUGCGGUGAGAGAUCUGGAAGUGAAAUUAAUGCAACCUAUUGUGGAUGCUUUGAAAAUGGCUGACCUAUUGCCGGAGGAGGUCAAUCAGGUAGUGCUGAUGGGUGGUGGUAGUCGCGUUCCCUUAAUCCAAGAAUUUGUGCAGAAAUUCUUCAAGAAGAAAGAGUUGGGGAAGUUUUUGAAUACUGAUGAAGCAAUUGCAAUGGGUGCAGUUUACCAAGCAGCACAUCUGAGUAAAGGUUUCAAAGUCAAGAGGUUCGAUAUACGUGAUUUGCAAAUAUUCCCGAUACAGGUUGAUUUCGUUAGUGCACACAGUAAGGAUGAAACAGGUGCAGGACGGUUAAUACAUCGACCAAUAUAUCCAAUGAAAUCGUUCAUACCUGCAUCUAAGAAAGUUUUGUCGUUCACUUCAUUCACGGAAGACUUUUCAAUGAAUGUUAAUUAUGGAGAAAUGAGAGAGCUUAGCGCAGAUCAGCUCAUGGAAUUUGGUUCACUUAAUAUUAGUGAAAUUAAAAUAGGUGGUGUGACGGAUGUGUAUGUAAGGGAAACAGCGAAAGAAGGCACCAUUUUCAAGGGAAUAAAAACGCAUUUCGAUUUGGAUAACUCAGGGAUUUUGCAUGUUGACGGGGCCGAAAUGUUGCUGGAACAACCAUCAAGAGCAGAGUCGACAUUUGCUUCACUUGCUGGGAAAAUUACUGGAUUAUUUUCAACAAACAAUAAAAUCGACGAAACAACAGAAAAAAAUGAGGAAAUUUUGGAAUCUGGAAAAACAAAUGACAAAAGUUAUAGUACUUAUAGUGCAGGAAAUCAAACUAAAUUCGAAAAGCCGGCAGGCGACAAUAUAACGAGCAGGCAAGCGGAAGCAAACAGAACAACUGCCAAUGUAGCAGAAAUGAAGCAAGAACAAAAACCUCAGCAAAUUAAAAUUUCCUUGAAGUUGAUGGAAAACAUACUAGAUGUCUUGCCAAUUUCCGAUAGCGAAAUUACUGUUGCGAAAAACAGGAUUGCUGAAUUUGAGAGGAGAGAAAAGGAAAAAGCGAUUCGCGAAGAAGCACAUCAUAAUCUUGAAUCACUAGCUGUUGAUCUUAGCGAUAAACUUGCGCAGGAUGAAUUCAAUCGUUUUUUGACUGCUGAUGAGCACAUCACUUUGCAAAAAGAAGUAUCGCAAGUGAAAGCUUGGUUGGAGGAUGAUGUUGACAUCAAUACUCCAACAGCUGAAUUUAUUGAAAAUAAGAGGACAAUCGAUGAGUUGUUACGGCCGGUUAAGGUUCGCAUGACAGAAGACCAGGAACGUCCUUCAGUGGUUGGUGAACUGAUUUCAAUGUUUAAUCAUACAGAAAUAUUUUUGCAUCUUGCACAAAACCUUACUGAAGCCGAAGUGUUCACAGAAGUUGAAAUCAACACUUUAAAAAAUUUGCUCGAUGGAACUAGGGAUUGGCUUACUGCAAAAAUGGAGUUGCAGAAUAAAUUAAAACCCACUGAUCAACCAGCACUUCCAGUCAGUGAGGGGAAAGAAAAGUUAAUGUCACUUGAUCGUGAAGUGAAAUAUUUGUUAAAUAAGAUGAAAUUUGCGAAACCAAAAGUUAAAAAGGAAGAAAAAGCUAAGGAAACAACUGCGGAAAACGACGAAAUAUUAUCGGAAACAACAGAAAAACCAAAGACAGUUUCGGAGGAGAAAUCAGAUGAAAUGUCAAGGGAUGGACAACCUCUCAAAGAUGCGACUGAUGUGAAAAACAAGGAACUGAAAAACGGUGAACAAAAAGACGGUGCAACACACGACGGUUCCGAGCUUUAGUUUUUGCUUGUUUUUAAUUUCCGUGACCCAUUAUUUUUAGCGUUGUUCAUUUGUUGUUAUUGUUUUGUUUAUCAAACAAAUAAGUGCGUGUAAGUUAAAUUGUUUCGUUCUGCCUCAAUGAAUAAGUGAUUUACUUGGGUUAGUGGGAUUUACUGUUUCAUUAUUCCUCAUGAUUUCAACCUUCUUUGAAUAAUUCUUCAAAUAUAUUUAUCAAAAAGGAGCCAUUCAUAUGAGUUCUUGAUGUUUUCUACUGUGAUAGUGUUUAAGUAGUACCUUUUUUUCUCGUUCUUUUUUUUUCUUCCUCCUUUCUGCUUAUUCAUUGUUAUCUUUUUCCUGUAAUAACUUAUUUCGUGGUUGUUUUCAGUAUACCAUGAAAAUCCGGUUUCAUUUAUCAUCUGUGCUUUGCUCUACCGGACAUGGUUAGUCCAAAAUAAAGAUUAAGAUAGGAAGCAGU